UGGGGGGAGGAGGCGGCGGCGGCGGCGUUCCGUUAGUGACGUUGGGCUCCGGCGGCCGUGGCAGCGCUUUCUCUUCUGCUGACCCGGAGCUGGGAGGCCAGCUCUCGCCGCCACCUCGCUCGCGAUGGGAGCGCAGGACCGGCCGCAGUGUCACUUCGACAUCGAGAUCAACCGCGAGCCGGUUGGCCGCAUUAUGUUUCAGCUCUUCUCAGACAUAUGUCCAAAAACAUGCAAAAACUUCCUUUGCCUGUGCUCAGGGGAGAAAGGCCUUGGGAAAACAACUGGGAAGAAGUUGUGUUACAAAGGUUCUACAUUCCACCGUGUGGUUAAAAACUUUAUGAUUCAGGGUGGGGACUUCAGUGAAGGUAAUGGAAAAGGUGGAGAGUCAAUUUAUGGUGGAUAUUUUAAAGAUGAAAACUUUAUUCUCAAACAUGACAGAGCGUUCCUUUUGUCAAUGGCAAAUCGAGGGAAACAUACCAAUGGUUCCCAGUUUUUCAUAACUACAAAGCCUGCUCCACACCUAGAUGGAGUACAUGUUGUGUUUGGACUGGUUAUUUCUGGUUUUGAAGUAAUUGAACAAAUUGAAAAUCUGAAAACGGAUGCUGCAAGUAGACCUUAUGCAGACGUGAGAGUUAUUGACUGUGGGGUGCUUGCCACCAAGUCAACAAAAGAUGUUUUUGAGAAAAAAAGGAAGAAACCAACACAGUCAGAAGACUCGGAGUCUUCUUCCAAUUCCUCUUCCUCUUCAGAAUCAUCUUCAGAAAGUGAAAUUGAACGUGAGAGAAGCAAAAGAAGGAAACACAAGAGGAGGCCAAAAGUGAAACAUUCUAAAAAGAGACGGAAGGAAGUGAGCAGUUCAGAAGAACCCAGGAAUAAGCAUACACUGAGCCCUAAAGGUCACUCUGAGAGGAAUGAUGCUAAUGAGAAAAGGUCCAGUGAUUCAAAUGCUAAAAGGGAAAAGCCUGUUGUCCGCCCAGAAGAGAUCCCUCCAGUGCCUGAGAACCGUUUUCUCCUUAGAAGAGACAUGCCUGCUGUCACUGUGGAGCCUGAACCGAAGAUUCCAGAUGUUGUACCUGUUGCAAAUGACCAGAAACCAUCAGUAUCAAAGUCUGGUCGGAAGAUUAAAGGAAGAGGCACAAUUCGCUAUCACACACCUCCAAGGUCACGGUCUCGUUCUGAGUCAGAAGAUGAUGGUAGCAGUGAGACUCCUCCUCACUGGAAAGAGGAAAUGCAGAGAUUAAGAGCAUACAGACCUCCCAGUGGAGAGAAAUGGAGUAAAGGAGAUAAGUUGAGUGAGCCCUGUUCAAGCCGAUGGGAUGAAAGAAGCUUGUCCCAGAGAUCCCGGUCACGGUCCCAUAGUGGUUAUUAUUCAGACCUGAGUGCAGCAAGACAUUCUGACGGUCGCCGCAGGAAACGUAGGAAGGAGAAAAAGGUUAAGCAUAAGAAAAAAGCUAAAAAGCAGAAACACUGCAGAAGACACAAACAGACCAAGAAGAGAAGGGUUGUGCAGUGUGAUGUGGAGCCCUCAGCAUCUCCCACUUGCCGCAUGAAACCCUCCUGUGCUAGAGAAAGGAGGUCCCCAUCCUCCUCCUCAUCUCACCACUCAUCUCAGAGGGACUGGUCGAAAUCAGACGAGGAUGACCAGAGCUCUUCAGCCCACUCCAGCAGAGACUCCUACAGAUCCAAGGCUCAUUCACGGUCGGGUUCUAGAGGAAGCACCAGAUCAAGGACUUCAUCAAAAUCCUCAUCAUGCCGUCACAGUAGAUCAAAGUCCAGAUCUAGUUCCAAGUCAGGGCACCGAAGACCAGCAUCAAAGUCACCAAGAACAGCUCAUCAGGUAAGUGAAGAUAAACCAGUUAAGACAGAACCUUUGAGAGCAACAGUACCACACAACGGAAAUGCAGUGCAACCGGUGGUAGCAGAAAAUAUUCCUGUCAUACCCUUGAGUGACAGCCCUCCCCCUUCAAGGUGGAAGCCUGGACAGAAGCCCUGGAAGCCUUCUUAUGAACGAAUUCAGGAAAUGAAAGCUAAAACAACUCAUUUGCUGCCCAUCCAGAGCACAUACAGCUUAGCAAAUUCAAAGGACACUGGUAGUUCCUCCUCCUACCAUAAACGACAGAGAAACUCAGAAAGUGAUCGGAGUGCUUAUUCAAAGUGCAGUGAUGGAAGUUCUGAAAGUUCACGCAGGUCAGGGAGCAGGUCCUCCAGGAGCAGGUCCUACUCUAGGUCACACACAAGGUCUCGGUCACAGAGUUCGGCUAGUUCACAGUCAAGGUCUAGGUCCCCGUCAUCUAGAUCUCGCUCACGGAGUAAGUACAGUGACCAUUGCCGGCGCAGCAGGUCGUCUUCGUACACUUCUGUGAGCAGUGAUGCCGGAAGACAAACCACAAGGAAGUUCCGAUCCCAUGGGAAGAAAAAGCACACUUUAAAUAAAAGGUACAGCCGCAGCUCUGAACAGGCUCUUCACAAUAAAUAUGGCAGAAGUAGAAAGCAGCCUUCCUGUCAGAGGAGGUCCAGUGAAAGCAGGUCAUCACUGGAUUCAUCAGACAGUCAGCAGUCCAGUGUUGAGAUUAUGCAGUCAGCCCCAGAGAAGGAGAGGCAGGAGAAAAUGGAAAUCGCAAAUGACAAGCAGGACAGAGGCAGACAUGAAGGGAAAUCCAAGCCUGAAUGGGAAGGCCCCCAUUCAAAAAAAAGAACUUUAAAAGAGAACCUAUCUGAUCACUCUAAGAAUGACACUAAGGUCAGAAGGAAGAGCUGUGCUGGGAGUAGAUGGGACUCUGAGUCAAAUUCAGAGCGAGAUGUAGCUGAGGGCAGUAAAAGUGACUCUCAGCAGUCUUCUGGUAAGGAAGAGGGUGAGGCCACAUCGGAGUCUGGGUCAGAGGUCAGCGAGGCUCAUACCAAAGCUAAGCCUCCAGCAAAGGCUUCCAUAAGCACGCCACUACCUGACAGCAACGGAGUGUGGAAAGCCAGGAGACCGUUGUCCUCGACUUCUGAUUCAGAGGACGCCUGGUCCAGCUCUGAAAGAAGCAGAGUCCAGCCACGGAGGCGCAAACACGGGUCAAAGGAAAGUCUUAGAAAAGAGUACAUGAGAAAAGAGAAAUUAAAAGCUAAAAAGGACAAAAAACACAAGGCUCCUAAACGAAAGCAAGCUUUCCACUGGCAGCCUCCCCUGGAGUUUGGUGAAGAGGAGGAGGAGGAGAUGAACGAAAAGCAAGUUACUCAGGAGUUGAAAGAUAAAGAAGAAAGUUUGGAAAACUGUGAAACCAUAAAAGAUAAUCUCCCCAAAGCAGAGAGCUUUUGUGAUGAGGGCAGCUUCUCAGGUAAAUAUAAAAACAUGACUGUUUCAGAUCAUGGCCUGCUUGCCAAGGAGGAUAGUAAGCCCAGCACGAGUCCUGCAGCCUUAGACAUGGAGAUGGAGGAGAAAGUCACAAGUUCUCCCCUUUGCCCCCAGCACAUUGAGGACGGUAUCUUGGAGGAUGUUCUUCAAGCAGAUGACAGCAUGGAGAUUUGCACUCCUGAUAGGAGCUCCCCAGCAAAGGCAGAGGGGGCUUCCCCGACAGCAAAUCCUGGGUCCAGCACCCUGGCGAUGAGCACUAUUUCAGAGCAGGGUGUGCAGCCGGCACAGCUUGAAGCAGAGGGACCAAGGCAGGAAAAUAGCAUGUCUGAAAGCAAAACCCUGGGUGAGGGGAGAAAGCUUAGCAGCAGCUCUGUUAGCUUGGCCAGUGCUCCAGAAAGUCCUGGGAAGAAGGAGGAGGCUGACAAGAGCCAGGUUAGCCGAACAGAUAAUAAGUGGAAGCCCCUGCAAGGAGUGGGGAACCUGGCAGUACCUCCUACCACCACACCCAGUGCCCUUGACUUAAAGACGCUGGCUGCUGUGCCUGAGGGGAAGCCCCAAGGUUUGAGAAUAGAAAUCAAAAGCAAAAAUAAGGUUCGGCCUGGGUCUCUCUUUGAUGAAGUAAGAAAGACAGCACGCCUAAAUCGGAGACCAAGAAACCAAGAGAGUUCAAGUGACGAGCAGACACCUAGUCGGGAUGGCAAUAGCCAGUCAAGGAGUCCACAUCGAUCUCGAAGUAAAUCUGGAACCAAGUCACGACACAGAACAAGGUCUGUCUCCUACAGCCACUCAAGAAGUCGAUCGAGAAGCUCCACAUCCUCUUACCGAUCAAGAAGCUACUCAAGAAGUCGGAGCAGGGGCUGGUACAGCAGAGGCCGGAGCCGGAGCCGGAGCAGCUCCUACCGCAGUUACAAAAGCCACAGGACAUCCAGCCGGAGCAGGUCCAGGAGCAGCUCUUAUGACCCUUACAGUCGCUCCAGGUACGGGGCAGGUGGAGCAACCCUCAGAGUCUUGUCCUACACGUAUGAUAGCUACUACAGCAGGAGUCGGAGUCGCAGCCGGAGUCAUAGCCAGAGGAGCGACAGCUACCGCCGAGGCAGCAGACACAGCCGGCGAUCCAGGAGUGGUAGAUCUUACGGCUCUGACAGCGAAAGUGACCGAAGUUAUUCUCAUCACCGAAGCCCCAGUGAAAGCAGCAGAUAUAGUUGAAGACAUCUUUUUAAAUUUUUUUUUAUAAAGACUGUAUCUUAACUGUAAAUAUCUGAUAACUUAAAAGUUUAAGAAACGUAUUGACAGUCUGUUGUGUUUCAGUAUUAGAGGUCAUAUUCAAAGUUAGCUGUGUCUUAAUUGUCACUUGUUUACCUAUGUGCAAAAUUUAAAAUACACAUCUGUCUCCUAGAAAUAUUUUUAUGACACAUUUUACAAUAGCCAACUAUGGACUUUGCAUUUUCAUGAAUCAAGAAAUUAUGGAAUUUAUAUUAAGUAUAAUUUGCAAUAUUACUUCAGAUAGACUUUCUCUCCAGCUCAUGUAUUCCUCAGAAUAGAUUCUUUUUGCCCGUUUUUCAGGUCUUAGAAUCCAUGCUGCCAAAUAGAACUGUGAAGGAGCUGUCCCAGAUGGCCACGAUCUCCUAUAUUGGUGACAGUCUUGUCCAUGUGUGCUCUGAAAUCAGGCCACCCAGACUCCAUCCGAUAGUGACCAAGAGUGGAGGGCAGAGACUUUGGGGUGGCUUGUUCCUGCCUACCUGCCAUCUAGGAGAGCCAGAAAAUGCCCCAUGCUGUGUGGCCUCUGAUGUGCACACUGUGGGCUGGCCUUAGCUGUAAGCAUGAGCCUGUCUCUAAGGAGGGAAUCUGCUCUGGCCACUCCCCAGGCUCCGGUGGCAAAGAGCUUAUGCUAGCUCUUGACUUGGUGCUCGGGGCCUUUUGGUGCCUCUCGCUCAUGACUCCAUUACCUAGUUAGAACGUCAGAAGAGAAGUCUUUUUUAUUAUUUAUUAGCACCACAAAUGGUAACUUCUGAGCUAUGUUUACUUUGACUGUUGUGGGACUUCUUCCAAGCACUGACGUGUGUUGGGGGUCCCCUGGAGCAGCAGGGUUAGCAGUGGGGCAUGUCACCACAUGUAUACUUCUGGUGACAUGUGUUGAAGAACCGACUUGUAACUACAGGGUCAUUUGGAGACUCUGGCAUAGCUUCAGCUGACAUGCGCAUCUCUCAGGUAGGGGAGUGUUUUCACCUGACUGAGUACAGCCUGGCCUCACCUAAGUAACAAGGCAGUACUAGGUCCUAGACACUGGGCAGAACACGUUUUCUCAUGGCUUUGGGUGGUUCCUCUAAAAUUUGACCUGUGAAAACUAGCGUGGUUUUUGUGUGUGUUUGUUUCAUUCUUUACUUUGCAUUCUUUCUCCAAGUGUACUUAAUCACCUUAGUGCCGGUUUAAUCCACUCACGCAGAAGGAAUUCCUGGUGGAUGCUUGGGGUGGAAAUCUGCACCACCCCAACCCCGGCCUUUGCUGGUGUGCUUGAGAGGUAAGAGGGCCCCAGGCUGGAGUAGCUAAUGAAUGUGUGUGGUCUUCAGAGGCUGGGUGUGGCUCAGUGGUGGUGCCCAGGGGUCAGUGUGCAGCAACACCUCAGAAAUGAUAGUCCUUCUUAGGAGGUAUGCAGAUUGGGUUAACGGUUAACAGGUUAACACCGGUUGUCAGGUAGAAUUACAUUAGAAAGCAGGACUGUGUCAGAAGUACUUGGUGGUGAGUCCACACACGUGAUUUGUAGUUUUCAAAGCAGCCUAAGACAAGGUUGUUUCAGCCUACUAACUCGUUAGUGGGAAGGCAUGAAUUCAGAACCUGAACAGAAACUGCCAAAUCUAAUAGUUAAGAAAAGUUACUCUUGGGCAGUGGAUUUGUGUUUUGUUGCUGUGUGAAAAAUUGCGCCAAAUUUCACAGCUUUAAACAACAACGCCCAUGUGUUGUCGGUUGGCAGUUCCACAACCCAUGAGCCCAGCAGGGUGUGUCUGGCUUCUCUGCUCAGGGUCUCAGAAGGCUAGUGAGCAGGGUGACAUUCCUUAAUGAAGGCUUCAGGGAUGAGUUGCCUUCUAGGCUAGCUAGCUCCUCUGUCCUGUCAGCUCCCUCAGCUUCUCUGGGCUCCUGUAAGGCUCCUCACAUGCCCUGUGCUGUGGCGCCUCCAGCUGCCAGCCAGCGGUGGCCUGUUGAGUCCUCUCAUGCUUCAAUUCUCUGCCUUCUUCCUGCAGUAAGGGUUGCACGUGACUAGCUCAAACCCCAGAGAUCACAUUUUAAGACCUGUUGUGCCGUUGAACACUGACCACAGGAGUGAUACAGCUCAUCGAAUUGGCAGGUUCUGGGGGUUGGUAAGAUAGGGACAUUGGUAUUCUGCCUACUGUGGCUGUGGAUGGGACUUUAUCCAGACAGCUCAGCCCUCUUCUGCAGUAUUGGACUUGCCUGUUUACUCAAUUGAACUACAGAAAUGGCUUUUCUCCCUAAUGGGAUCAUUCUAUAUUUUGAAAUUAUUUUUUAAUAAAAUUGAAUUAUGUUGUGUACUGUGUUUAGUAAAAAAAAUGUAUUACUGGACAGUUUUGUAACAUCCUGUUUACUGCAAAUUAAAUAGCUGAUAUUGUUUAAAAUGUAGAAAAUCCUUUUUGUACAUACUAGCCAUGUCUAGUUUGUAUAUACUUCAUUAAAUUUCCCUACAGCCUGGGAAGGGUAGAAAUGAAAAUA
Molecule: messenger RNA, 7057 nt
Organism: Jaculus jaculus (lesser Egyptian jerboa)
Lineage: Eukaryota; Metazoa; Chordata; Mammalia; Rodentia; Dipodidae
Gene: Nktr
Product: natural killer cell triggering receptor
Exons: 17
Coding region: 125-4543 (1472 amino acids)
Biological process (GO): protein folding; protein peptidyl-prolyl isomerization
Cellular component (GO): nucleus
Molecular function (GO): peptidyl-prolyl cis-trans isomerase activity
Source: RefSeq, a predicted model, not a curated record